Molecule: messenger RNA, 2366 nt
Organism: Labeo rohita (rohu)
Lineage: Eukaryota; Metazoa; Chordata; Actinopteri; Cypriniformes; Cyprinidae
Gene: crfb4
Product: cytokine receptor family member b4
Exons: 7
Coding region: 236-1177 (313 amino acids)
Molecular function (GO): protein binding
Source: RefSeq, a predicted model, not a curated record
GCAUACUAUUGGUCUCCUUAACUGUUUGACACCUCCUCUCGCACGGCAUUUCUUGUAAACGUACACUAUUGUCGUACAUCUGCGAGUGUUUUAGGUUCUCUUUCGCUUUCCUUCUAGACCUACUCAAAUAUAAGGAAACAAACAACAUACUGAAUACGCGCUCUCAAAGCGCAAACACGGUAAAAACAAACUGUCUGUGGACUUCAUACAGGUGACCCUACUCUUUCAAAGAAGAAUGAUGGCCGUUUUAUCGCGUGUUUCUCUGGUGUCAUUGUUUUAUAUCGUCUGCGUCAGAACAGUGUUGGCAGAGAAGGUCCCAGCCCCCGAGAAUGUGAGAGUGAUAUCUCUAAACAUGGGAUUAGUUUUGAAAUGGGAUCCACCACAAAGCACCACGAAUGAACUCUUCAACUACACUGCUGAAAUGAAAGGAUGGCAUGAGUAUGAGACAGUAUGUCUAAGCAGUUCAUCACUAAGCUGUGAUUUCACUGAUAAAGUUUCCAUUUUUGGAACUUACAAACUUCGUGUUCGGGCAGAACUACUUGGAGAGACAUCUGAUUGGGUGGAAACUGAAGACUUAUUAGUGGAUAUAAAAACUGAUAUUAGUGCUCCUCAUGUAGAACUGAGAAGCAGAAAAGGACAAACAGAAGUUGAUAUCACUGAUCCUCCUAUGAAAAAAAGGAAUUUGAGGGAUGUCUUUGGGAAUAUUUCUUAUCUCAUCCGUUUCUGGAAAAAUGGAGAAACAAAAAAGGAAGAACUAAUAAGGGAGCAGAACAGAGUUAUGUUACCAAGACUGGAGCCUCUCGUAAACUACUGUGUUGAAGUAGAGAUUUUGUAUUUAAACAAGAAAAGUCAGACCAGCAACAUGACCUGUUUGAACAACACGCCCAGCGAUGAAGUAGAGCCCUAUAUGAUAAUAGUUGUGCUCGUGGUCAGUUUUCUGGUGGUGUUAGUCGCUGUUGUCAUGAUCUUUCUGGCUGUGUGGUAUGGCUACAAAGGAUGCAGAAUUAUGUUCCCUGAUACUGACCUGCCAGAGGACCUAAAAAAGUUUUUGUCACAACGGUCCCAGUCUUCAAUACUUUCAGCCAUGCGGGAGAACACGCCGGUGAAGGAGCACUUUUGUGAGCUGAGGAUAUUGCACAAAGAGCCAAACAGCUCUCAGGACAAUCAACAGAUAUAAGGACUGGUCGGGAUUCAGGCACAUAAGAAUGAGUGUUUUAUAGGAGCAGAUGUAAAACAGAACAGUGACGAGAAAACUGAAAUUAUAACAGAACAGAAGCCUUUGCUCACUGAAAUGAGACUGUAGUAAUACCUGUAAUAUAAUCAGUGGUUACUGUUUAUUUUGCCAACUUUUGCCAAAAAAACACAAAACAAAACAUGGACAAGCUACCAUCGUUAAGACAUGUCAGCUGUGUUGUAGCUAUGGCUAGGCUGACAAUCUUCAUUUUGAUGAACUAAUAUAGAUUCUUAAAUCCCAAGAAUCUCUCUUUUAAUAUAUACUGUUUUGUAGUUGAUGCAUGAACAAAAACUUCACUAAACAUUAUUUAUAGUGACCACCCAUUUUAUCUAAUAAUUAUAAUUAUCUUACCACCCAGUAAUCACAAAAAGCUUUGUUACAAUUAAAUUAAUAAAUGUCAUAUUAACACUCUCAUUUUCCCAGCUAAUGUAAACUGAUCAUCUUUCUCUUUACUAGCCUACUAGUUAUCAGAAUCAGAAUCAGAAUUAGCUUUAUUCGCCAGGUGUGCGCAAACAUUUGUUGUGGUUUUUUAAGGUGCUCCUAGUACAUACAUGCAUACAUAUCUGACAUGAGAACAGAAAAAACAUUUAAAUAAAAACUUAAAAUAAAUAAUAAUGUGUACGAAUCUGGAACAGAAGAUUGAUGUACAGAUUUGUGCAUUAUUUACUCUAUUUACAGCUGUAUAAAUGAGAUGUGCAUAUGUAUUUACAUAAUAAUACCAGAGAAAGAGGCAAUAAAUAGAGAUGCAGAAAAAUUACAGAAAUGAAUUGCAGAACACAGGUAAUGAUUCAUGUUUCAGCAGUUUAAGCUGGAAAUCUUAGGCAUAAAAACAGGAAAACCUGUUUUUAUGCCUAAGAUGUACUACUGCUCAGGGAUCUGUAGCAUCUGCCCGAGGGGAGAAGUGCAAACAGGUUGUGUCCGGGGUGAGAGGGGUCUUUGAUGAUGUUUCCUGCCCGUUUCUUCACUCAGAAGUUGUACAAAUCCUGAAGGUUGGGCAGGUGCACACCAAUGAUCCUUUCUGUUGUCCUAGUCCGUUGCAGUCUUCUUAUAUCUGAUUUGCUGGCUGCCCCAAACCAGUUAUAGAAGAGCAACAAACUGACUCAAUAACAGCUGAAUAAAACUGUCAUCAGUG